This is a messenger RNA of Saprolegnia diclina VS20, 441 nucleotides long. RefSeq lists its product as hypothetical. The coding region runs from base 1 to 441 and encodes 146 amino acids. The transcript has 2 exons. Lineage: Eukaryota; Oomycota; Saprolegniomycetes; Saprolegniales; Saprolegniaceae. The record is from RefSeq and is a predicted model, not a curated record.
AUGGCGACCGAGCAUGGGGCGCCGGCCGAGGGCAUGGAGUGCCUGGCCACGAUGGACGACAUCACGGAUGACAACUACUGCGAGUACCAGACGUACCCGAGCAUGACGUGGCACGCGAGCAAGUUCUGCGCUGAGGUCACGCUGCAGCUCCUCGACGCGCAGUUCCCGGCCUACAUGAAGGGCGUGCAAGAGCCCGACUGCAAAGCGGAGCUGCGUCGACUCCUCGCCAAGGGCCCGCCGAUCUGGCUCGAAGACAAGUACGGCUUCCCGCUGCCCGAGAAUGGCGACACGCACCUCGUUGCGUUGUGGUUCCUCUCGACGGGCGAAGAGCGCAGCGCAAAGCUCACGGGCGCGCUCGAAGGCGACGACCGAGAGAAGCUCUGGGCGGAUCUCAAGCAGCUGCUCACGGCCAUGGAGGAAGACGACGAGACCGAGUCGUAA